UUUGUUGCUAUGAUUGUCCUCGAUGCUCUGAAGGAAUGAUUUCAAACAUGACAGAUGCAGACCAUUGCAACAAGUGCCCUGAGGAUCAGCAUCCAAACACGAACCAGGAUCACUGCAUCCCUAAACAUGCUGUCUAUCUAUCAUAUGGAGACCCCUUGGGAAUGAUUUUGGGUUCGUUUGCUCUUUUCCUUUCUUUUACCACCCUUGUGGUAAUGUGGAUCUUCAUUCUACAUCAGAAUACUCCCAUUGUCAAGGCCAACAACUGGAACAUCACAUGCACCCUCCUCAUUUCCCUCUUGCUUUGCUUUCUGUGCUCCUUCUUAUUCAUUGGACAGCCUGGGAAGGUGACCUGCCUUCUCCGUCAAACAGUGUUCGGAAUCAUCUUCUCCCUUGCCAUUUCUUGUGUGUUGGCUAAAACCAUCACUGUGGUUCUGGCUUUCAUGGCUACUAAGCCAGGCAACAAGAUAAGGAAAUGGGUAGGGAAGAAGCUGACAGUAUCUGUCAUCAUCCUCUGUACUCUUAUUGAAAGUGGUAUUUGUGCAGCAUGGCUGGCAACCUCUCCUCCCUUCCCAGAAUUUGAUGUGCACUCCCAGACAGACCAGAUCAUUGUGCAAUGCAAUGAAGGAUCAGCCCCCAUGUUUUAUACUGUCCUGGGUUACAUGGGGCUUCUGGCUCUCAUCAGCUUCACUGUAGCUUUCUUUGCCAGGAAGUUGCCAAAUACUUUUAAUGAAGCCAAGCUCAUCACUUUCAGCAUGUUGGUAUUUUGCAGUGUUUGGUUAUCCUUUAUCCCAACCUACCUGAGCACCAAAGGGAAAUAUAUGGUAGCUGUGGAGAUCUUCUCUAUUUUGGCCUCUAGUGCUGGAUUGCUGGGCUGCAUCUUCCUCCCCAAAUUCUACAUUAUUGUUCUGAGGCCUGACCUUAACACCAGGGAUCAACUGAUAAAGAAAAAACAAAUAUAA
This is a messenger RNA of Rhineura floridana, 959 nucleotides long. Its product is annotated as vomeronasal type-2 receptor 26-like. Gene Ontology annotation, molecular function: G protein-coupled receptor activity. Gene Ontology annotation, biological process: G protein-coupled receptor signaling pathway. Lineage: Eukaryota; Metazoa; Chordata; Lepidosauria; Squamata; Rhineuridae. The transcript has 2 exons. Bases 36 to 959 code for a protein of 307 amino acids. Gene Ontology annotation, cellular component: membrane. The record is from RefSeq and is a predicted model, not a curated record.